Messenger RNA from Chrysoperla carnea, 1970 nucleotides. RefSeq names its product cyclin-K-like. NCBI's taxonomy places the organism in Eukaryota, Metazoa, Arthropoda, Insecta, Neuroptera, Chrysopidae. The transcript is spliced from 4 exons. The coding region runs from base 143 to 682 and encodes 179 amino acids. The record is from RefSeq and is a predicted model, not a curated record.
AUAUAAAGAGGCUACAUGAUAAAUCUAUGCAUUUCUAAUUAAGUGUUUAUUGGUUAUAUAAAUUUAUUAAGUAUGUAAAUAAAAGUUAAAAUUUAUUGAAGAAACUAGUACUUUACGAAUUUUCUUAAUUACAUAAUUAAGUAUGGAUGGAAUCGUGGGUUUGGUUAUGUUUGUGACUGUUGUAUUUCUAAUUUGCUCACUUUGUGGAUGGUGUUGUCACAGAAAACAAAAAGGGGUUGUUUUUUCACGUCCUGGUGAUAAUAUUACAAAUCCAUAUGAUCCAAAUUAUGGACAAGUUAAUCCCUAUCCAACACAAUCGAUAGGACCUGCUGGAACUGCUCAACAUGUGCCGGUGCAACAUCAGCCACCGCCUGGUAUGGCACCAUAUCAACCAACAUCGUAUCCAGCAGGAGCAGGUCCUUAUUCAAGUUAUAUACCUCCAACGAAUACAGUACCACCGUACCCUAUGGUUGGACCAGCGGGAUCAGCUCCACCAUUAAUACCUCCAUCGACAAGUCUGCCUUAUCCACCUGGACCGACGUAUCCCAGUGCGGUACCGGUUGGUACUGCUCCAAAACUACCCACCUACCAAGAAGCUACGGGAGAUGCUACUAGUGGCAAUACGUCUGUAACCAACGAAUUGUACACUAAACAAGCACCUUAUAAUCCUAAUUUUAAUUAAAUUUAAGUUAAAUAAUUUAAGAUAAUAAGAGUCGCAUUACUUAAUUAUUAAUAUUUUGUCUGAAUAAUGAUUUAUUUUUUGAUGAUUUUUAUCAAAAUUUUUUUUAAAAUCUCUCUAGAGAGUAUACGAAAUUGCUCGAAAAACGUUUCUUUGAUAUGAAACGUUAAAAAAUUUUCUACGUAAAGACUUUCUCAUUUUGUAUUAUAAUUUAUAUUUCAGGGUUGCUAAUUUUAAAUUUGCAUAAUAUAAUUGUUCGAUUAACCUUAGAUCUUCUGAAAAAGGCAAUCUUGUGUAUUUGACCUAGUCAUAUUAGUUUAAGAGGUAUCAAUGUCAGGGCUGUCUUAACUGUAUUGAACGUCGCGAUGCGAAAAUCAAACAGCACUCCCCUUACCAACCAAAACAAAAUUAAACUUCAUUUUUGUUGUUGGUUUGAAAUCUACUUUCGAUUCGAUACUUAUUAUGGCCCAUUUCUCAAUUUGUCAAUCUCUCUUGGGUCAUGGUUGAUCGCAAGUAGUUUUUUGAUUAAUUUAAAUUUCGAAAAGGACCUUUCCCCUUCUCCUCGUAAUUAAUUAAUUAAAAUCUUUUUCGGAGGCGUAUACGAACACUUUUGCCACUUAAUUCUGAAUCAAACAACAAUUGUUCAAAUGGCAUUGUAUAAGGCGAUCGGCUGGCGCAUGCAAGAUCAUGCACCUGGGUACCACGAACCCCUUGCACCUCCAAAUAAAGACGGCCCAGAUCACUGAGAAUAAAGUCCUUUAUAACAAAUGCAAAUAUUGUGCUUUUAUAAAUUUUACGUAAAAUGACAAAACCUUACGUAAUCGAGUAUGUUAUAAAUGGGCUUUAAGGCCAUAUUUUUAUAACUUAUAUAUUUUUUUAAAUUAAUUAAUAAAGAUAAAUACAAAUUGAUAGUUCCAAAUGUGUUUUAAGACGAAAACAUGUACCUAAGAAUUUUUUUACGAUUAAAAGAUAUUUUUAUUAAAAUUUUUUUUGCUAUAUCAUUUUUAAAUUUAUGCAUUGAGUAGAAAGAGAUCUAGAAAAUAAAUGAAGUAGAAGAAUUAGAUUUUUUAUUUGCAUCAUUUGAAACAAAUUCUAACUUCAUUGUACAUCAGCGCAAACUGAGAUGAUAAACUGAGAUAAGUUUAAAAGUAAUGUAAUAAUAGUGGAAUUUGUUAAAAUAAUGACAAGUUAAAAGGUCUGACCACUAUUUUUAGCUAAAUUUAGAAAAAUUGACUAAAUAUGAAGUAAAAAAUGUAAACAAAAAGAAAAUUUAGUAAUAAUUUCUGCAAUA